AUGUCUGGUGCAAAGCAAGGCAUGUUUUGUUUAUUAUCCUCUUCUUUUUUUUCAGGUAGAAACAGUGUUCCUGAUCUAGAAAACAUCCAGAGUUCUCAACAUGAAAGUCAGAAAAUGAGGGGAGAGUUUCACGGUCAUUUAGAGAAGAGCAUUCGUCCGUACAUUGAUCUGAUUGACACUCUGCGGUCAUUUGGCAUUCACAAGGACUUGGCAUUACCGACUAUUGCAGUGAUUGGAGACCAGAGUUCUGGAAAAAGCUCUGUGUUGGAAGCGCUGUCUGGAAUUGCCCUACCAAGAGGGAGUGGAAUUGUCACCAGAUGUCCACUAGAGCUGAGGCUGAAGAAGGUAACAGGUGGAGUCAGCUGGAAGGCUUUUCUUUCUUACCGUACGAAAAGAAUUGAAUUUGUAGAUUCCUCAUUAGUUGAAGGACAUGUUGAAAAAGCCCAGAAUGAGCUGGCAGGAAGAGGGGUAGGAAUAUGUGAUGAGCUCAUCACUUUAGAGGUCAUGUCACCAAAUGUGUGUGACCUCACACUGAUUGAUCUACCUGGAAUUGCCCGAGUCCCAGUAAAAGGACAACCAGAGGAUAUUGAAAAGCAGAUCAAAAGUCUGAUAAUGAAAUUUAUUGGGAAACAAGAGACUAUAAACAUGGUUGUGGUCCCUUGUAACACUGACAUUGCAACAACAGAAGCAUUGAAAAUGGCACAAGAAGUAGAUCCUGAGGGCAAAAGAACUCUUGCCAUUUUGACCAAGCCAGACCUCAUAGAUAGAGGAACAGAGAAGAACAUUCUGCACAUUGUUCACAACAAAGUGAUUCCUCUCCGCAAAGGUUACAUCAUGGUGAAGUGUAGAGGACAACAGCAGAUCGAUGAGAAAAUUUCUCUGGAGGAAGCAGCACAAAUGGAGAGAGAUUUCUUCCAAAACCAUCCCUUUUUCAGAUGCCUCUUGCAAGAGAAUAAAGCGACUAUUAAAGGUCUUGCCAUCAAACUGACUCAGAAUCUGGUUGAUCAUAUCAAAGUAGCUAUGAAGAGCAUGACGGAGGACAUAGUCUCAGUGAUCGAUGCUAAGAUCUCAACGAGAACUAAAGAAAAGACAAUAGAGGACAUCCAGAAAUACAGAGGGAGGGAAUUGCCUGGUUUCCACAACUACAGAGUUUUUGAGAUGGUUGUGCAGAAUCAAGUGGCCACACUUAAAGAACCAACCAUUGACUUACUCAACACCAUCAAAGGUAUCAUACUCAAGCAAUGCACUGAUGUAGCCGAUCAAUGUUUCAGGAACUACCCUCUUCUUCAAAGUAUCACUAAGAACAAAAUUGAAAACAUUCAGUCAAGUCAGGAAGCCAAGGCGGAAGAGAGUAUCUCAGAGCUGUUUGAAAUGGAAAAAAUGAUCUUCACUCAAGAUCCCAUCUUCCUCAAGAUCUUGAGUGUGAUUAGUGGCGAGCAUUAUUCAGAAGAUCAGUUACCUAUCUUUGACAAAAAAAGCAAGUACAGUGAAAUGCUGCAGGCUUAUUAUGCGGUUGUGGUGCAGCGGAUGGCUGACCACCUACCCAUGAUGAUCUCCUUUUUCAUGCUAAAGCAAAGUGCUCAACUCCUGUCUGCUGACAUGUUGAGUUUACUGGAAAAACCAGAUGUGCAUGAGCUCCUGUCUGAGGACUCUGAUGUCAGCAAAAGGCGCAGAGAACUACAGUCUUGCCUGAACCGUUUGACUGCUGCACAGGAGACUAUGAGCAAGUUUGAAGGAUAUACUGACUAG
Messenger RNA from Sinocyclocheilus grahami, 1749 nucleotides. Its product is annotated as interferon-induced GTP-binding protein Mx-like. Gene Ontology annotation, cellular component: plasma membrane; nucleus; synapse. Gene Ontology annotation, molecular function: microtubule binding; GTP binding; GTPase activity. The record is from RefSeq and is a predicted model, not a curated record. Gene Ontology annotation, biological process: synaptic vesicle budding from presynaptic endocytic zone membrane; receptor internalization; defense response to virus. NCBI's taxonomy places the organism in Eukaryota, Metazoa, Chordata, Actinopteri, Cypriniformes, Cyprinidae. The transcript is spliced from 13 exons. The coding region runs from base 1 to 1749 and encodes 582 amino acids.